AUGAACGGAUCACCAGCCUAUGUCGAGGAUUCCCGCUACCACAUCUCCCCACGCAGCUUACCAAAGCAGAAGUUUACCAAGGAAGACGAUGUGAGAUUGAUUGCAAUCGUAAAUCGUCUUGGCACAAAAUCAUGGUCAGAAAUUGCAAAUGAAAUGGGUGAUAGAAAUCAACGCCAGUGCAAAGAGCGCUGGGAGAACUAUCUUUCACCAGACAUCAACAGAAAUGAGUGGACUCCAGAAGAAGAUGCUUUACUUAUUGAGAAGCAAAAGGAAAUUGGCUCAAGAUGGAUUUCAAUUGCACGCUUCUUUGACCGCAGGACAGAUGCUGCAGUCAAGAACCGUUGGCAGAUGCUUGAUAGAAAGCAACGUAAGCUUGAGAAGAAGGGUCUUCAUACUCAGAAAAAGCAGAAAGCUGUUAUUGAGAGCCCAAUAAUGUCAACUCCUACAACAACUCCAAUUAUGACUCCUCUUGAAUCUGUUGCUGUUCAACCAGUUCAACAGACAAUCAUUGAUGAAUUCCCAGUUUCAUUUGAUUUAUUAAAUUUUUCUUCCAAUGACCAAUUGCCUGUCAUUCAAAAUGAAAUCCCCGAGCUUGACAGCUUUGGAACAGCUGAAGACCCAUGGGAUUUUGCUUCUCUUGAAGAAGUUUUCUAA
Molecule: messenger RNA, 654 nt
Organism: Trichomonas vaginalis G3
Lineage: Eukaryota; Parabasalia; Trichomonadida; Trichomonadidae
Product: RNA polymerase II transcription regulator recruiting protein
Exons: 1
Coding region: 1-654 (217 amino acids)
Biological process (GO): regulation of DNA-templated transcription
Cellular component (GO): nucleus
Molecular function (GO): DNA-binding transcription factor activity, RNA polymerase II-specific; RNA polymerase II cis-regulatory region sequence-specific DNA binding
Source: RefSeq, a predicted model, not a curated record